Messenger RNA from Leptosomus discolor (cuckoo roller), 818 nucleotides. The record is from RefSeq and is a predicted model, not a curated record. Lineage: Eukaryota; Metazoa; Chordata; Aves; Leptosomiformes; Leptosomidae.
UUGCUGACAAGGCUGCCUAUUUGAUGGGUCUGAACUCAGCAGACCUGCUCAAGGCCCUCUGUUACCCUCGAGUCAAGGUUGGGAAUGAAUACGUGACCAAGGGUCAAACUGUGCAGCAGGUGAACAAUGCAGUUGGUGCCCUGGCAAAGGCUGUAUUUGAGAAGAUGUUCUUGUGGAUGGUUAUUCGCAUCAACCAACAGCUGGACACCAAACAACCACGACAGUACUUUAUUGGUGUCCUGGACAUUGCCGGCUUUGAGAUCUUUGAUUUCAACAGUCUGGAGCAGCUGUGCAUCAACUUCACCAACGAGAAACUGCAACAGUUCUUCAACCAUCACAUGUUCGUGCUGGAGCAGGAGGAGUACAAGAAGGAAGGAAUUGAGUGGGAGUUCAUUGACUUUGGGAUGGACCUGGCUGCCUGCAUUGAGCUCAUUGAAAAGCCCAUGGGCAUCUUCUCCAUCCUGGAAGAGGAGUGCAUGUUCCCCAAGGCAACUGACACCUCUUUCAAGAACAAGCUCUAUGACCAGCACCUGGGCAAGUCCAACAACUUCCAGAAGCCCAAGCCUGCCAAAGGCAAGGCUGAGGCCCACUUCUCCCUGGUGCACUACGCUGGCACGGUGGACUACAACAUCUCUGGCUGGCUUGACAAGAACAAGGACCCACUGAAUGAAACUGUUGUGGGGCUGUACCAGAAAUCAUCCCUGAAGACGCUGGCCUUACUCUUUGCCUCUGCUGGAGGAGAGGCAGAGAGUGGUGGUGGUAAGAAGGGAGGCAAGAAGAAGGGUUCUUCUUUCCAGACUGUAUCAGCUCUUUUCAGG